AUGACGGUCGCGGGUCUCGACGAGACGGGCGCGUACUCGCAGCUCAACGUGCUGCGCGACAACGGCGGCCAGUUCAAGGGUGCCGACGGCAAGUUCGAGUUCAAGAUCAACCCAAUGUCAAGUGGGACGACGGUAAGGUACGAGAAUGAUCGAGUCUUCCGCGAGACGAUGCAGAAGAUCGACGAGUACACCGCGCAUUUGCUCCCGGUUCGUCUGGUGGAGGUGCUCUAUCCAGGCGCCCGCGAUGAGGCCAUGUACGCCGCGGUGAUGCAACAGCCGCAGUACUCUCUCUCGUCAACCUUCGCCAUCGAGGUCGCCCUGGCCAUGUCGUGCAAGGCGAACCUGCGCGAGGAGGACGAGCUCUACGCCACCUUGGGCCACUCGGUGGGCGAAUUUGCCUCUGCCGUCAUCUCCGGCGCGCUCUCACUCGAAAGCGCGACAGCGCUGGUCUGCGAGCGCGGCCGCCUGAUGGAGCAGCACCCGACGCGCGGCUCAAUGAUGGCGGUUCGCGCCUCCUCCACGGACGCGAACCGCGCCAUCGACAGGGCUGGCGAGCGCGGCCGCGUUGUUGUCGCUUGCGACAACGGCCCUCGCGCAGCCGUGCUGUCUGGUAAGUGGGGGGCAUUGUCGACGGUGCUGCAGGGGCUUGCCCCUGGUGUUCAAGUGACGCGUGUCUCCGCGACUCACGCUGACCACUCUCCGGCCAUGGCGCCGCUGGCGGCGCUACUCGGCGCUUACGCGGUUCAGCUGUACGCGCAGGAGAAGCCGCAGUCGCCAGAGGUGCUCUGGGUGUCGACCGUCACCGGGCAUGCGAUGGCCGAGGAGAAUGCCAUCGAUCCGAUGCACUGGUCGCGGCAUUUCACCGCGCCCGUGCUCUACCAGGACGCGCUGAGCACGCUUCUCGAGGGCUGCUCCGAGACGGGUCGCCCCACCGUCGUCCUGGAGAUGGGAGAGGGCAUGCUCGAGCGCUUUGGAGCACAUACCUCCAUCGAGUUCGCCGUCGCCGCCUUGCGCUUCGUACCGCUCCUCGCGCGGGGCGAUACGACCGUGCAGUCGGUGUACCAACGCAUGCGCGGCGAGGCAGCGGCCGAGGCGGCCAACGUCGAGGCGGUGGGGCUUGAUGUGCCGCUCAUGGACGCGGGCCUGGACUCGGAGGCGGUCCCGCAACUAGUGCGCUCUCUUUCUCGGAUGAGCCACCUCUCCGGAAUGGACAGCUCGGACGUGAACGCUUCGCUGAUCUUCGAGGAGGGGAGCGUGCGAGCAAUCGCAGCGCGCAUGUCGAGCGAUGGCAGUGCGUCGAUCGCGGCGGGCGCAGCGAAUCUGCCUCUCGAUGUUGCGCCCAUCGACUCGAGCGAGUACGCUGUGGGCAGCCAGACUACGUCGGGAGUCGCCGGUGGCGUGAGCUCGUUUGGGUACAGCGGCACCAUUGCCCACGCCGUGCUCGAGGCGGCGCCGCCCUCUCUCGGCACGAGCAGCCCGCCGCCGCUCGCCUACGCUUGUCGCCGUUUCGCGUGGCGCGAGGCGCCCCACCCGCUCCUCCAGCGGCGAGAGGCGGACGCCGACGGGCGGCAGGCCGACGCCUUCUCCUCGCCGGCCGGCGGGCCCCUCCUCGCCCUCGUCGCCGACCACGUCGUGCGGGGCCGCGUCGUCUUCCCCGCCGCCGCCUACCUCGAGAUGGCUCGCGCGGCGUGCGUCUCCCUCUCCGGCGGCGGCGGAGGCGCGUCGCUGCGGCGCGUCUUCUUCCUGCAGCCGCUCGUGCUGGACGGCGGCCUGAGCGAGGCGCGGGUGCGGGUGGGCGUGAUCAAGGAUCGGUUCGAGGUGGCCUACGAGAGAGGCGGCGAGGCGUCGACGGCUCACUGCGCCGGCGACGCGUCGGCCGCGUCGGGCCAUCUCCCUGGCCUCUCGCUCGCCGCGGCUCGCGCCUCGUGCGGCGAGGCGGUCGACGCCGCCUCGCUCUACUCGCUUCUCCGCUCGGUCGGCCUCGAGUACGGCCCUCGGUACCGCACGCUCGAGGAGGGCACUCGCGUCCACCCGGCCGACCUCGACGGCUCGCUGCACCUGUCCUCGCUGCUCGCCGAGGCUGAGGAGGGCGAGACGCGGCUGCCCUUCUCUGUGGGCGAGGCGGCGCUGGCGGAUGCGAGCGGCACGGCGUGGCCGGUGGCGGAGCGGGAGGGCGUCGGGGCGGUCGGGGUGGUCGUCGCCAGCGGCGCCGGCUCGGCGGGCGUGCGCCUGGCCGGCUUCGAGUCGCGUGCGCUCAAGGCGUCGUUGGGGGCUGCGCCGGCGGCGAGGGCGACGCACCUGUACGUCACCUCGUGGGAGAGGAGUGCUGAGGCGUUCGAGGCUGCGCCGGCCGCGCUGGUGGUGCACGCGGCGCCUUCUGGGAAGCGCGGCGGCGCAGCUGCAAGCGGCGCACCAGUCUCGAGGCCACCGCCCUCCUCCCUGCUCCUAGCCACCAGCCUCGCCGGCGGCGCCCUCGCCUCUGACGCUCUCGCCGGUCUCGCCUCUUCCUUUGUCGCCGCCCGAGCGCACACGCUGGCCGCGGCAUCGGCGCCGGUGUGGAUGCUCACCUCGUGCGCCCUCGCCGCCCACCCGACGGCGGCCGGAGCCUCGAGCCACGCCGGGCUGCUGGGCCUGGCCCGCUCAGCGCGCGCCGAGGCGCCGGCGUCGCGCCUGCCGAUCAUCGACCUGGACGUGCUCCGGCCGGGCACGGCCGAGCUGGCGGCGGUGUCGAAGCUGGCCGGCAAGCUCGGCCUCGGCUACAACGGCACGCCCGAGCCCGAGGUGGCCUUUGACGGCUCGAGCCAGCGCGUGCCGCGCCUGACCGAGGCGGCCGGCUCGCUGGGCGGCCCGAUCCGGCUCCACUUUGACGCGAGAGGGGCGAUAAGCAACCUGAGGCUGGUGCCGCAGGAGGGCGACGAGUCGGGGCCAGCGCACGGUGAGGUCAAGCUGCGCGUCGGCGCGGUCGGCCUCAACUUCCGGGACGUGCUCAACUCCGACGCGCGCCUGAUGGCGGCCAUCACCGACUCGCUCUCGUUCGAUCAGGCGUGCACUCUGCCGACGACGUGGAGCACGGUGCACAUGUCGCUGCUCGCGGCCCGGCCGGCGGCUGGCCACGACGUGCUUCUGCACGCCGGCGCUGGUGGUGUCGGCCUGACCUCGCAAGAGUACUGCUACUUCAUCGGCAACCGCGCGAUGGCGAACGUCGGCCGGCCGUACAAGCACUUCUACCUGCACAAGAUGGGCCUCGCCGGCCGCACGCUCAGCUCGCGCAACGGCAGCGCCUUCGCGCUCGGCGCGUCGAAGCUGCUCGGCUCCCGCCGGCUGCGCUUCUCGCUCAACAGUCUGUCUACGGACUUCAUCGCGUGCACCUUCGCGCUGCUGCGGCAGGACGGCGCGCUCUGCGAGAUCGGCAAGCGGGCGGUGUGGAGCUACGAGCGGCACGAGGCGGCGUGCUCCAACAGCUUCACGAUGAUCGCGCUCGACUCGACGAUCGACCAGACGCCGUGGUGGAUGUGCGGCACGCUGCGGACGCUGUCGGCGCGUGCGGAUGCCUCCGUGCUCCACGGCCUGCCCAUGCAGCUCUUCGACCUCGAGAGGGACGUCCUGGCCGCCUUCCGCACGCUCCAGAGCGGCACCAACACGGGCAAGGUGGUGGUGCGCAUCCCGAAGACGGCCCCGACGCCGCCGCGCGGGGCCCAUCUGCUCUCUGGCGGCACGGGCGGCCUCGGCCUGGUCACGGGAAGGUGGCUCGGCGAGAGCGGCGCCUCUUCGGUGGUGCUCGCGGCCCGCGGCGGCAAGGUCGCCCCCGCGGACGGCGAGAAGCUCAAGAAGAUCGCCAGCUGCAGCUUCAGCGUGGUCAAGUGCGACGCGGCCGAGCUGACGGACACGGCUCGCAUG
Molecule: messenger RNA, 3897 nt
Organism: Emiliania huxleyi CCMP1516
Lineage: Eukaryota; Haptophyta; Isochrysidales; Noelaerhabdaceae
Exons: 6
Biological process (GO): fatty acid biosynthetic process
Molecular function (GO): oxidoreductase activity; fatty acid synthase activity
Source: RefSeq, a predicted model, not a curated record